Molecule: messenger RNA, 1384 nt
Organism: Larimichthys crocea (large yellow croaker)
Lineage: Eukaryota; Metazoa; Chordata; Actinopteri; Sciaenidae
Gene: sft2d1
Product: SFT2 domain containing 1
Exons: 8
Coding region: 215-697 (160 amino acids)
Biological process (GO): vesicle-mediated transport
Cellular component (GO): membrane
Source: RefSeq, a predicted model, not a curated record
UAUUGAAGCGCCACCCUCUCUGCAAUGAGGCCCAGUCUUUGCUGCGAACAAACCGAUUCUAGGUCAGCCCUUAACGAAAGCGUCGUUUAGGAAGCCAGGAAGUCAAACUUACAACUACUGCGAUUCACACUUGCAGCCGUACAGUUGGAAAUAUUAAAUAAAAUCACACUUCGCUCUUUUUUUUUCUAAACAUUUUGCCAGCUAGCCUGUCGCGAUGGACAAGCUUCGUCGGGUGUUGAGCGGCCAGGAGGAAAAUGAAGAGCUGGGUCUCACUACACAGAUCCUUGAUGCCAGCUCUCUCAGCUACAGCACCAGGGUGAAGUGGUUUGUCAUAUGCUUUGCUGGAGGCAUCCUGUGUUCAAUACUCGGUUCAGCACUGCUAUUCCUCCCAAAUGGAAUCAAGCUUUUCGCCGUCUUCUACACACUAGGGAAUGUCGCCGCUCUUGCCAGCACCUGCUUCCUCAUGGGACCACUAAAACAGCUGAAGCGCAUGUUUGAACCAACAAGACUGAUAGCCACCAUUGUUAUGCUGCUCUGUCUCGUGUUGACACUUUGUGCAGUGUUUUGGUGGCAUAAAAAAGGGCUGGCUAUCAUCUUCUGUAUUCUGCAGUUCUUGGCAAUGACGUGGUAUAGCAUCUCUUACAUUCCAUUUGCCAGAGAUGCUGUGAUGAAAUGCUUCACAACCUGUCUGAGUUAGGACUCCUUUAGUCUACAAUUAUGUUUGAAGACUGGUCCUAAUAUGCAAAAUGCAAGAGGAGUGGCUGUGUAAAAUAUACCAUCUAUGUUGUUUAUACACUAUUCUGUAUCUCCAGAUUUUUACUUUGGCUUUUUCAUACUGUGAAUUCUUGCUUUUAAAGUCUAGCUGAAGUUCUCUAACUAUAAUCAUAUCAUAACACUUUUCUUUUUCUUUUGAUAUGACUUGAGUGCCUUUGAUGCUUAAUAUAUUUAAAGAUUUUCCUAUAUUUUCAGAUGAUUUUAUACCAUUUAAGUGCAGGGAAAGAUUUUGACAUGGCUAUACAUUUGACAGUGCCUGAACAUUAUAUAUAUAUAGAGAGAGAGAUAUAUAUGAACAGACAUAUUGAUAUAUGUUGACAUAUUGACCUAUUUCCUUCUUAAACAGUGUGAGAUUCUUCUGGAUUUCUAGAUUGGUCUUCUGACUUCUUCUGCACAAACAUUAUUAAAACACACUGUCUUCCUGUUUUCUGUCUGUAUGUGAGGCACUGAUGUAUAAAGAGGCUUUCAGAUGAGCUUCCAUGUUUAUUUAUGAUGAUUUCCCCUUUGGCAAUUGAGGCACUGCUUCACUGAUGAUGCACUGGGAUAUGUGAUAUCCACAGCUCUUUUGAGGUUUUUCCAACUAAAGAGAUUAAAAAUCAGCUCCUGUCUA